AUGAGCUCUCAAAAGCACACCUACAAGCUCUACUAUUUCGAUUCGCGCGGACGAGCCGAGCCGAUUCGCCUGAUGUUCCACUAUUUGGGUGUCGAUUUCGAGGAUGUUCGAAUGUCGAUGGAGGAAUUCGCGGAGAGCAAAGACAAAGCGCCGAUGCGACAAUUGCCAUAUUUGGAGAUGGACGGCGGCAAGACGGUGCUGUGCCAAACGCUCACGAUUUGCCGCUAUUUGGCCAAAUCGAUCAAUCCCGACAGAUGGUUCGGCGGCGCCACCAAAACCGAUUCGGCGAAGGUCGACAUGUUCGCCGACGCGUUCGCCGACAUUUUCAAUUUCGCCAUGUCGGCCGUCUACGCGCCGACUCACGUCAAAGACGAGAUGUUGGCCAAUUUCAGCGCGACGAUUCGCGAUCGCCUCAAAACGCAGGAGAAUCUGCUGCGGCGAAGCCGCGGCGAGUUUUUCGUCGGCAAAACGCCGCACUGGUGCGACAUCUACAUUUUGGGUGUUCUCGAGGCGCUGGAUCAGCUCGAGGAUGGCCUACUCGAUGAGCUUCACAUCCUUCGCGAAUAUUAUUUGCGAAUGCGAAAUUUGCCGGAGCUCAAAGAGUACAUUGAUCAGAAUUGGCCGCCAACUAAAUAUCAAUCGUAG
This is a messenger RNA of Caenorhabditis bovis, 645 nucleotides long. The record is from the annotation of a GenBank genome assembly. NCBI's taxonomy places the organism in Eukaryota, Metazoa, Nematoda, Chromadorea, Rhabditida, Rhabditidae.